AUGUCUUUUCCAAGCCUGCUUCUCACUCCUUUUCAAGUGCUUUCGAGCCACUGGCUCUCAGCCUGCCUGUUAUUCUUUGUUAUUCGUGCUGUCUGUCGUCGCUAUGCUAGAAGUCUCAGGAACAUUCCUGCAGUCAACUUCCUUGCAACUGUGAGUCGUUGGAACAAGAUCCUCCAAGUGUUGUCAACUCGCGCUGAGAGGAACUUGUUAGAAGCACAUAGGAAGCUUGGUCCCAUCGUCCGCAUCGCCCACAAUGAAGUCUCGAUUGCAGAUCCAGCAGCUAUUCCCAUCAUCUUUGACAACGAACAGAGAUUCGUCAAGACAGACUGGUAUUACAUGUUUGGUUUCCCAACACCAGACGACGCCAACCUCUUCUCCGUAAUAGAUGCAGUCGAACAUAAGCGCAUGAAGCGCAAUGUUGCCUCAGCCUUCUCCAUGUCUGCCCUCAUGGCCUUGGAAGAAUUUGUCGACUCGACUGUGACGUUAUUCAUCCAGUGUAUGGAUGAGCUCGCCAUAUCGCCUUCAGUCCCGCCAUCACAGCGCAAGGCUCCGAUCAACGUGGUGGAGUGGUUCCAGUGGUACGCCUUUGACGUUGUAGGCGAGCUGAGCUUCUCGCGCCGUCUCGGUUUCCUCGACAGCAAGUCCGAUGUGGGCAAGAUGACAAAAGUGCUCGAUAGCUUCAUCCAGUACGCAUCUACGGUAGCCAUGAUGCCAGAACUGCACAAAUUCCUUCUCGGAAACCCGUUGGUGGCCUAUUUCCUGAGCUCCCCGGCGCUGGUUAUCUCGGACGUUACCAAGCAGGAGAUGGACAGGCGUGAAGCGGAUCCGGAUGCAGUGCACGUCGACAUCAUGGAUAAGAUCAUCCAGUCUCAGAAGAGGAUUGGAACUCAGGAGUUUCCGCACAGCGAAAUCUUCCAGCAUGCCGUGGUCAACCUAUCCGGUGGCUCGGACACGACCGGCAUCGCCAUGGACUCCUUGAUUUACCACCUCCUCAAGAACCAACCGGCCUACGAAAAGCUUCAGGCGGAGAUAGACCAAGCCGCGGUCAAAGGUAAACUAUCGGACCCGCCAAAGUACAGCGAGAUAAAUCACCAAACCAUGCCAUACCUCGCGGCAUGCAUCAAAGAAGCUUUCCGCAUUCACCCACCCGUCACCACUACCCUUCCGCGCCAUGUGCCACCCGGCGGAGCCUACAUCUGCGGCCGCUUCUUUCCGGGCGGUACCAGAGUGAGUGUCUCGCCCUUUGUCGUGGCAAGAGACAAGACCCUCUUUGGGGAAGAUUCGGAUGCGUUUCGACCGGAGCGUUGGCUCGAGUGUUCACCGGAAAGAGCCUUUGAAAUGGAAAAUGGUUGUCUGCAUUUCUCUCAUGGGGCGCGUAUCUGUCUAGGACGCCACAUUGCCGUCAUGGAAAUUUGUAAGGUCAUGGCUGCGCUACUAAGACGUUUCCGUCUGGAGCUUGCUGCCCCGGACGAAGAAUGGGAUGUGCGCACGUACAACCUGCCGAAGCCAAAGUCUCUCAACGUCUGGAUAUUUCGUAGAGAAUAA
Molecule: messenger RNA, 1545 nt
Organism: Colletotrichum godetiae
Lineage: Eukaryota; Fungi; Ascomycota; Sordariomycetes; Glomerellales; Glomerellaceae
Product: cytochrome P450
Exons: 4
Coding region: 1-1545 (514 amino acids)
Molecular function (GO): heme binding; iron ion binding; monooxygenase activity
Source: RefSeq, a predicted model, not a curated record